AUGGCUACUUUACCAGGAACAGUGCCUCGGAUGAUGCGCCCUGCGCCAGGCCAGAACUACCCGCGAACCGGCUUCCCCCUGGAAGUAUCCACCCCUCUGGGCCAGGGUAGGGUGAACCAGCUUGGCGGUGUGUUCAUCAACGGGAGGCCACUGCCAAAUCACAUCCGACACAAGAUAGUGGAGAUGGCCCACCACGGCAUCCGACCCUGCGUAAUCUCGCGACAACUGCGAGUUUCUCACGGUUGUGUCUCCAAGAUCCUCUGCCGAUACCAGGAGACCGGCUCGAUCCGUCCGGGGGCCAUAGGAGGCAGCAAGCCCAGGCAGGUGGCAACUCCUGACGUGGAGAAGCGGAUCGAGGAGUACAAGAGAGAAAACCCGGGUAUGUUCAGCUGGGAGAUCCGGGAUAAGCUGCUGAAGGACGGGGUGUGCGACAGAAGCACAGUUCCUUCAGGUGAGGCUUCAUCUGUGAGCUCCAUCAGCCGCGUUUUGAGGGCCCGAUUUGGCAAAAAAGAUGACGAGGAUGACUGUGAUAAGAAGGAUGAAGAUGGAGAAAAGAAAACAAAGCAUAGCAUCGAUGGCAUCCUCGGUGAUAAAUGUAACCGCACGGAUGAUGGUUCAGAUGUAGAUUCGGAGCCUGACUUGCCCCUAAAGAGGAAGCAGAGACGCAGUCGCACCACCUUCACCGCUGAGCAGCUGGAGGAGCUGGAGAAGGCUUUUGAAAGGACACAUUACCCAGACAUCUACACCAGAGAGGAGCUGGCUCAGAGGACAAAACUCACAGAGGCGAGAGUACAGGUGUGGUUUAGCAACAGGCGAGCUAGGUGGCGUAAACAGGCUGGGGCCAAUCAGCUAGCGGCCUUCAACCACCUGCUUCCUGGAGGAUUCCCACCCACAGGGAUGCCAACUUUACCCACAUACCAGCUACCAGAUUCCAGCUAUCCCAGCACCACGCUAUCGCAGGAGGGCAGCACAUUGCACAGACCCCAACCUCUGCCUCCAUCCUCCAUGCACCAGGGAGGGCUGAGUGCUGACAGCAGUUCUGCUUAUGGUCUCUCAUCCAAUCGCCACAGCUUCUCCAGCUACUCCGAUACUUUCAUGAGCCCCUCGGCAUCCAGCAACCACAUGAACUCUGUCGGCAACGGGCUGUCCCCACAGGUGAUGAGUAUCCUGAGCAACCCCAGCGCUGUACCCUCCCAGCCCCAGCACGACUUUUCCAUUUCCCCCCUGCACAGCAGCCUGGAGAGCUCCAACCCCAUCUCAGCCAGCUGCAGCCAGCGCUCUGACACCAUCAAGAGUGUGGACAGCCUGGCUUCCUCCCAGUCAUACUGCCCCCCCACCUACAGUGCUACCAGCUACAGCGUGGACCCCGUCACUGCAGGCUACCAAUAUAGCCAGUACGGUCAGACUUCUGCUGCCGUUGACUACCUGGCUAAGAACGUGAGCUUGUCCACCCAGAGGAGGAUGAAACUUGGAGACCACUCGGCCGUGCUGGGACUGCUGCAGGUGGAGACGGGACAGGCCUACUAAAGCCCUCGGGACACCACCCUGCACCACUCUCCUCUGCCCUCUGCCACCCUCUUCCAUGCUCCAUCAAGUCUGGACUCCAACUCCAGCUCGCCUCUCUGCUGCUCGCUCUGCAGCCCGGCCAUGACAUCAGCGCACACAGACACGCAGCUUCGCUGUGUACUAUAGAGAGUGACGCUUGCAGGUGCGACAAGGCACUUCGGGGAAUGGAACUAAACUUUUCACGCCAUUGUCAACCACCAGGCGGCUCUGCAACCUCUCUUUCUCAAAUUUUGGGCGUCUCUGCCUGCUCCUUGUACUCCUAAAUCACCUCCAAACCCUGUUUUGUUUUGCUCAGAA
Messenger RNA from Micropterus dolomieu (smallmouth bass), 1863 nucleotides. RefSeq names its product paired box 7a (gene pax7a). Gene Ontology annotation, molecular function: RNA polymerase II cis-regulatory region sequence-specific DNA binding; DNA-binding transcription factor activity, RNA polymerase II-specific. The transcript has 10 exons. The record is from RefSeq and is a predicted model, not a curated record. Bases 1 to 1527 code for a protein of 508 amino acids. Gene Ontology annotation, biological process: regulation of transcription by RNA polymerase II; anatomical structure development. NCBI's taxonomy places the organism in Eukaryota, Metazoa, Chordata, Actinopteri, Centrarchiformes, Centrarchidae.